CUGCAUAUAAGGUUUAGAAAGGGAAAUAAUGAAAACACGUUGGAUAGGAGAAACAAUAACACAGUUUAUAAUCAUUUAAAGCGUCUUGCUCGUUUUAAGGCUGUGGUUAUUGACCCAAAUGAUCACAUCCCUUAAGUCCUCCAUCUCAGACACCCAGGUACUGACCCUGAGUUUGUUGAACUGAGCACUAUUUUGAGUUUGCUGUUUUGCAGGGUGUCAGUAGGAAUAGCGCAUUUCUACCCAGGUAGAGUUUUGUGUUUGUAAUAUAGAGACUCGUCCCUUUCUUGUUUAGUUCCCAGAUCCCUGAAUUGCUUCAGCCUCACUGGCAGAUCUAAGCACACCAUGCUGUGAAAAACAGCUUUUUAUUGAGAAUAAACCCUGUUAGUCUUAAGAGGAAGUAUCUUGGCUUCCAACAUAACGAAGCUUUUACCAGAGCAGUGUUACAGACGGUAACUUAAUGCUGUCAAGGUAACAGUCCCCGCCCCCUCCGCGCCCCGCCCCUCCCACGAACUCUGCGCGUAGCGAGUGCUCGCCCCGCCCCUGGUCGGAAGCCGCGGCUCUAAAAGCAAGAGCCCUUUCACACGGAGCCGGAAGUUGGAGAGCGCGGAGCUGAGGUCCCCGAGCGGCGUCUAAGCGUCCUUCUAGAAUUCAUUCCUUGCCUGAGUGCUUUCUUCCCUUCAUCUCGUACAUUUGAAAUUUUCUUUGACCUCUGAAGACUUGUGUUGCCUGAGGAAGCCCUGCAGUUGAGGAAGAGGAAAGAAAAGGAGUGGGACAUGGCUCUUUGUCAGGAACGACUGACCUCUGAGGAUGUGGCCAUCAAAUUUACUCAGGAGGAGUGGGAAUUCCUGGACCCUGCUCAGAGGGCCUUGUACAGGGACGUGAUGCUGGAGACCUACAGGAACCUGCUGUCUGUGGAUAUCUCUCCUACAUAUGUGAUCAAGCAUUUGCAACCCAAAGCGAACAGUGAUAAACAAGAAACAUUCCAAACAUUGAUGCCGGGAAGACCUGAAAGCUGUGAAAUCAAACAUUUUCAUCUUUGGGAAAGUCAGGAAAAUAUGUGUGACUUAGAGUGUCAGCGGGGAGAUGACAAAAGAAAUUACAAAGGGACACCUGUAAGCCUUAAUGGAAAUGUGCCUGAUGGAAGAGAUUCGCAUGAUGGAAAGAAUGCAGGCAUCAAGCCCUUUGGAAACAGGCUUGGAUUUAAGUGUCAAGAUAAACUGCAGAUAUUUCAAACUGGUGGUAUAAUUUCUGAGAAUAAUGAAGUUGAGAGGUCUGUCAACAACAGUUUCUCAUUUUCACCACUUCAAAGAAUUCCUCCUUGUUUCCAAACCAGUGUUUCUAAUAUAUAUGGGAAUGAUUUUAUGAAUCCUUCAGUAGUAUCGCAAGACCUGAAAGCACACAGGGAAAAACCUUACAAAUGUGAUGAGUGUGGCAAGGCCUUUCAUGUAAAGUCAAUCCUUUUAAGUCAUCAGAAAAUUCAUACUGGAGAGAAACCUUACAAAUGUGAUGAGUGUGGCAAGGCCUUUCGUGUAAAGUCAAUCCUUUUAAGUCAUCAAACAGUUCAUACUGGACAGAAACCUUACAAAUGUGAUGAGUGUGGCAAGGCCUUUACUGACAGCUCAAACCUCAGGAGACAUCAGAAAAUUCAUACAGGACAGAAAUUAUUUAAAUGUGAUAUAUGUGACAAAGUCUUCAGCCAAAAUGCAAACCUUGCUGGUCAUCAGAGGGUUCAUACUGGAGAGAAACCUUACAGAUGUGAUGAGUGUGGCAAGCACUUUAGGCAACCUUCACAGUUCAGAUGUCAUAAGAGAUUACAUACUGGAGAGAAACCUUACAAAUGUGAUGAGUGUGGCAAGGCCUUUACUCACAGGUCAAACCUCAGGAGACAUAAGAAAAUUCAUAUAGGAAAGAAAUUAUUUAAAUGUGAUAUAUGUGACAAAGUCUUCAGCCGAAAUGCACACCUUGCUGGUCAUCAGAGGGUUCAUACUGGAGAGAAACCUUACAAAUGUGAUGAGUGUGGCAAAGCCUUUCGUGUAAAGUCAACCCUUUUAAUUCAUCAGACAGUUCAUACUGGAGAGAAACCUUACAAGUGUGAUGAGUGUGGCAAGGCCUUUACUCACAGCUCAAACCUCAGGAGACAUAAGAAAAUUCAUAUAGGAAAGAAAUUAUUUAAAUGUGAUAUAUGUGACAAAGUCUUCAGCCGAAAUGCAAACCUUGCUGUUCAUCAAAGGGUUCAUACUGGAGAGAAACCUUACAAAUGUAAUGAGUGUGGCAAGCACUAUAGUCACUCUUCACAGUUAAUAAGUCAUAAGAGACUUCAUACUGGAGAGAAACCUUACAAAUGUGAUGAGUGUGGCAAGGCCUUUCGUGUUAAAACCUUCCUUUUAAGUCAUCAGACAGUUCAUACCGGUGAGAAACCUUACAAAUGUGAUGAGUGUGGCAAGGCCUUUCGUCAAAAGUCAACGCUUUUAAGGCAUCAGACAGUUCAUACUGGAGAGAAACCUUACAAAUGUGAUGAGUGUGGCAAGACCUUUCGUGUUAAAGCCUUCCUUUUAAGUCAUCAGACAGUUCAUACUGGUGAGAAACCUUACAAAUGUGAUGAGUGUGGCAAGACCUUUCGUGUUAAGUCAAUUCUUUUAAGUCAUCAGACAGUUCAUACUGGACAGAAACCUUACAAAUGUGAUGAGUGUGGCAAGCACUUUAGUCAGCCUUCACAGUUCAUAAGUCAUAAGAGAUUUCAUACUGGAGAGAAACCUUACAAAUGUGAUGAGUGUGGCAAGGCCUUUUGUGUAAAGUCAAUCCUUGUAAGGCAUAAAACAAUUCAUACUGGAGAGAAACCUUACAAAUGUUAUGAGUGUGGCAAGGCAUUUCAUGUAAAGUCGAUCCUUUUAAGUCAUCAGACAGUUCAUACUGGUGACAAACCUUAUAAAUGUGAUGAAUGUGGCAAGGCCUUUACUGAGAGCUCACACCUCAGGAGACAUCAGAAAAUACAUACAGGGAAGAAAUUAUUUAAAUGUGAUAUAUGUGAUAAAGUCUUCAGCCGAAAUGCACACCUUGCUGGUCAUCAGAGGGUUCAUACUGGACAGAAACCUUACAAAUGUAAUGAAUGUGGCAAGCACUUUAGUCAACCUUCACAUUUCAUAAGUCAUAUGAGAUUUCAUACUGGAGAGAAACCUUACAAAUGUGAUGAGUGUGGAAGAGUCUCUGGUCAAAAACCACGUCUUCAACCUCAUUGGAGAAUUCAUACUGGAGAGAGACCUUUCAGAUGUGAUGAGUGUGGCAAGUCCUUCAGUCAAAAUUCACACCUUACAAGUCAUCGCACAAUACAUAUAGAGAAAGCUUUCAAAUGUUUCGAGUGUGGAAAAUCCUUUACUCAGGUCUCAGCACUCACUAAACAUCAGAAAAUCCAUACAUGAGAGAAACAUAUGUGAAUGGUAUGAAUAUGGUAAAAGUCUUCAAAAUUCAAAGUUUACAAAACUCACACCCUAAUGUUGGUCAGAGAGUUCAUCCUACUGAGAAACCAUACAAAUAUCAUGAGUGUGGCAACAUCUUAGGCUUCAUGAGAAAAUUCAUACUGGAUAGAAGCCAGAUAUAUAUGUAUUUAUUAGGUCUUUAGAACAUGAAUUCAUUCUAGAAAGAUUCCUCACCAAUUUAACAAGUGUGUGGGGGGAGGGAAACAAACCCUAUCCUCACAGCUCACAUUUCGCCAGUAGUAUCAGAGUAUUUAUCCUGGAGAAAACACACAGCAAUGUAAUGUGUGUGGCAAGGUCUUACCCAAAAGUCACAAGAUUGGGACAUAGUGGAGCCAUACUUCCCAGACUGAGCGGUUGUGGCAAAUCCUUUACCUUUUUCACUAUAUGUAUUCUCUGAUGACUUUAGUUCAGGUACUCAGCCUCUGCAGUAAGUCCAUAUUUGGAGAGAAGCUAUAGAGAUCUUUUCAUGUAAAAGAAACCCGAAUAAUAACUCAACAAAGAUGAUUCUUUGGGACAGUAGUCCACCAUCUUUUUGGUCUCCUGGCUUUCUGAAUAAAGUCACUAUUCCUUGCCUGACAAGUAGUCUCUCAGUUUAUUGGGCUGUUGUGUGUGAGCUCUAAGAGCUUGGCUUUGGUAAUACAUUGAUCAAAUGCAUUUGCUACAUGCAUUUCAUGAUGGUCUCUGGGAAGGAAUCAGUGAGAUGAAGGGGCCAACUUCAUUAGAUACGAUUCAUUCACAUCUGUGUUUUCCUGGAAAAACACACAGCCUGAAUUACGAAAUUCAAUAGUGUGUGUGAAUCAACAACAGGGAGGGCGGAAAAUAACGUAAAACUAGGACAUGACUCAUGGUCAGUAGGAUCAGGAAGCCCUUCCGUACAUAGUCCAGCCUGUUAUAAAACAUACUGUUCUACCAGCUGACCUUGAACAGAGUAGGCAAGAUGUUAAAAGGACUGGGCUUUUCGUAGGAGGAGAGGGACAGUUACCAGGGACUGAUGGUGUGCUAGGAAUGAUGCAUAGGAAAAGAGUCAUGUUCUCCAUUGGAUAGAAAUAACUGUUGUAUGUAUGAUUAAAGAAGAGUCACUCUUAUUUGUGGAAAUUGAAGACAGAGCUGUCACGGUCUUUGUAGACCAGGACCUGGGGACUGGAGUCGAUGAGAAAAAGGAAGCAGGGGACCCAAGUCUCGAGUGAAACAGGGUUGCUUUAUUUGCAGAAACACAUGUUUAGUAUAUCUUCAAACAAGGCAGCUUUAGGCAGU
Molecule: messenger RNA, 4727 nt
Organism: Capra hircus (goat)
Lineage: Eukaryota; Metazoa; Chordata; Mammalia; Artiodactyla; Bovidae
Product: zinc finger protein 665
Exons: 5
Coding region: 774-3416 (880 amino acids)
Biological process (GO): regulation of transcription by RNA polymerase II
Cellular component (GO): nucleus
Molecular function (GO): DNA-binding transcription factor activity, RNA polymerase II-specific; RNA polymerase II transcription regulatory region sequence-specific DNA binding
Source: RefSeq, a predicted model, not a curated record